AUGACAAGAAGGUCCAAUCCAAAUACAACCAUUGAAGAAGAUCUUGACAUUGACCAACUUGAGCGCACACUUAGGCGACUAAGGAGAGAAAGAAUGAAUCCAGGCGGAGAAGGCGCGCCAAAUAGGCCAAACAACCCGCCCGACCAAGAGAGGAGAGCCAAUGAUCCUCCUAAUCCAGCAGAAGCUAGAGCUGACCAGCCAGCACCGGCCAGAGACGUUCCUCCACCCAAUCCGAACGCGCCCGAUGCAGCUGAGCCGCUACAGCCACCUCUUAACCCGCCGCGACCACCACCGGCGUUUGCAAAUGGACAUCAUCGUCACGGUGACAACCAAGGGAUGCCUCAAGACCAACCUCACGCACCUCCAAGGAGAGUGCCAAACGCGCAGCAUCCAAGGCACCAAACUAUGGGAGACUUUGAUUCGUCCGAUGCUUUCUUUAUGGAUCGGAAUCCAAUCCGACCGCCUCUACCUCCAAGGAACGAUUUUGAGAUCAAACCGCAGAUCAUUGCCUUGGUGAAGCAAAACCAAUUCCAUGGUUUGCCCACUGAGCAUCCUCUUGAUCACGUCGACACCUUUGAGGAGAUAUGUAGCACAACUCGUGUUAAUGGAGUAUCGCCGGAUUACUUCAAGUGCAAGCUAUUCACUUUUUCUCUAAGUGACAAGGCGCUAAGAUGGGUAAAAUCUUUACCACCUCAGUCCAUUACAACAUGGAAUGAAUACAAGGGAGCUUUCUUGAACCAAUUCUACACUAAGCAAAGAUCCAACUCUAUAAGGAGCAAGAUUUCUGGUUUCAAGCAAGAUUCAAUGGAGUCAUUCUAUGAAGCUUUGGAGAGAUUCAAGGAGUACACAAGAAGCUGCCCUAACCAUGGCUUUUCAGAAGGUAACCUUUGGAACAUCUUUUACAAUGGGAUUGAUCAUAAAUACAAGCUUUCUCUCGAUACCGCGAGCAAUGGUAAUUUCAUGACCAAGUCGGUGCCGGAGGCAAAGCUUUUGAUUGAGAAUCUCGCUGCUAGUGAUGCCAAUGCAUGCCCUGACUACAAUAGAAGCGUGAAGACCACGAGCUCAUCAGAAUCAGCUCAAAUCUCGGAGCUAAGGAACAUGGUUUCACAACUACUUAAAAGCCGACAAGGAGUUCACGCCAUUGAAGAUGCCCUAGCCACAAAUGAAGACACUCUUAUGGAUUUCAUGAGAGAUGGCGCUGAAGAGAAUCUAGAGGAAGUCAACUACAUUGGAGGAAACUAUGGGAAUAGAGGAUUCAAUCCACCAUUUCGCGCGCAUCCAAACCUAUCAUACCGGAGCAACAAUGUGGAGAAUCCAAAUGACCAAGUCUACCCCAAUCAAGGAGCGUAUCAAGGAGGCCAAUACCAAUCCAAGCCACAACAAGUCUAUCCAAGAGGGAUGUACCAAGUGAAGCAACCAUUCACUUUUUCUCAAGAAACAAAUCCAACCCAAACCGGAGAGAAGGUUGACGUGGCGUUGAAGAAAUACAUGGAGGAGCAGAGAUUGAUCACCAAGAACCUAUAUGAGAAGCUUGAUCACAUGUUUGGUGAUCUAAGCAGCAAGUUUGGGUCUCUCUCUACUCACGUUCAAAAGCUUGAGGUGCAAAUCGCUCAAACAGCCGAGGCGGCCAAGAAACAAAAUGAGGUAAACACUCAAAAAUUUUGUAGUGUUGUCUCAUCUAUAGAUGGCACAAUUGUUCCUACACUAUCUCAAGGGGAAGAAGAAGAAAAUGAGCCUAAGGAGAGGCACAAACCGGAGAGAUACAGUUGGGAAUCAAGAAGAGCUUACAAGAGAAGACUUGAAGGCAAGCCACUACAAAAACAAGAAGAUCCGGGGAAGUUUGUGAUAACUUCAAGUAUCAAUGGCAUUCAACUCCACGAUUGCCUAUGUGAUACUGGUGCUAAUGUUAAUCUAAUGUCUCUUGCACUUGCAAAAGAUUUGGGAUUCAAGGAAUUCAAGAGCCCCAAGAUAAGAGUCGAGUUCGCGGAUCUAUCGUGCAUGGAACCUUAUGGAAUGCUUGAAGAUGUCAUGAUGGAAAUAGGGGGUCGAUCGGUCCCAACUGACUUUCAAGUCAUGAUUUGGGAAGGCUCAAAGAGGAAUCAACUGAUUCUUGGAACCCCAUUCCUUGCUACAGCUGGAGCGGUCCUAAACUACUUUGGGAAUCAUCUAUCUUUUGGCCACAUCCGGCAAGAUAUCUUUUUCCCAAGUGUAAAUUUCAGGUCAGUGCCAAGUGCGACCAAGCUACCACCAGAAGAAGCCACUCUCAUUACCAAGAAAGAAGCUAUGCUGCAUGGAGAAAGAAGAGAGAGUGAGCGCUACCCAAAACCAAAGGAGAAGAAGAAAACAUUGGAGCCGAGGCAUGAAAAUAUAAGAAUCUUUACACCAAAAGAUUCGGAGCUUAAAGGUGACCAAUCCAUUGAAGAGAAGCUUGAGAGAACUAUGAAGCUUUUCCCCAAGGCAUUGGUUUUCAAAGAUGAUGUGAGAGAUGACUAUGGCGCGACAACACCACCACAAGAAGCCACUGAACCGGAGAAUGGAGAAGCUAAAGGGAUCCUUUGCCCUUCAGCCACUCUUCACCACGAUUGA
Microthlaspi erraticum is the source of this 2586-nucleotide messenger RNA. The record is from the annotation of a GenBank genome assembly. NCBI's taxonomy places the organism in Eukaryota, Viridiplantae, Streptophyta, Magnoliopsida, Brassicales, Brassicaceae.